Messenger RNA from Eruca vesicaria subsp. sativa (arugula), 1698 nucleotides. The record is from the annotation of a GenBank genome assembly. NCBI's taxonomy places the organism in Eukaryota, Viridiplantae, Streptophyta, Magnoliopsida, Brassicales, Brassicaceae.
AUGCGACCAACACAGCAACAAGAAGUCGCCGUCACCGGUCUCUCCUUGAAUCCCCAGGGAGGUGUUCCCAGCGUAGUGAAACGAGCUAUCGUGAUCGGAAACGGCUGCGCGGGCGCAGAGAAUCAGUGCAUCGGCCUUGUUCGAUCCUUAGGCCUUUUCGAUCGCCACCUCUAUUAUAGUGUCGCUAGGCCAAGAGGAGGAAUCAGUAGGUGGCUUCAUUGGCUUAAUAUCUCUCUUUACAAAAACCUUGGCCGUUUCAUCAGCUGUAUAUGUGCUGGAUUUUCCAUUAAAUCAAAUGAUUCUGUUGGCAGAAGAUCUGGAAUGAGGGAUGAGUUUGAGGUGGCUGAUGCGAAGCAGAUUGCUGCUAUGGCUCGUCGUACGUUUGACAAGAGUGGACCUUUGUUAGUGGUGGCAUCUGGUCGUGAUACUAUUUCUGUAGCAAGCUCCAUAAGACGACUAGCUAUGGAUUAUGUCUUUGUUGUUCAGGUGCAACAUCCAAGGUCGCGUCUCGAGAGAUUUGAUCUAGUGAUCACACCUCGUCAUGAUUACUUUUCUUUAACACCUGAAGGGAAGAGGCAAAUCCCUUUCUUUCUCAGGCCAUGGGUAACUCCACGUGAACCUCCAGGUAGAAAUGUGUUUCUCACUACUGGAGCUCUUCACAACGUGGACUCUUCUACUCUGAGAAACGCUGCUUUGGAAUGGAAGGACGAGUUUGAAUCUCUGCCAAAACCUUUGGUUGUUGUUAAUAUCGGAGGACCUACAAGGAAUUGUUUGUAUGGUGUUGAUCUUGCUAAGCAAUUGUGUGCUAUGCUUCACAGUAUCCUCUGGAGCUGUGGAAACCUAAGAAUAUCUUUCUCAAGAAGAACACCAAAGAAGGUCAAAGAAAUCAUAGCUAGAGAAUUGAUGUCUAACCCGAAGGUCUACAUUUGGGAUGGAAGAGACCCCAAUCCUCAUUUGGGGCAUCUAGCUUUAGCCGAUGCCUUUAUCAUAACUGCUGAUUCUGUAAGUAUGUUGAGCGAGGCAUGUACUACAGGGAAACCAGUGUACGUUGUGGGUGCUGAACGGUGUACAUGGAAAUUCUCAGACUUCCAGAAGACCCUUCAUGAAAGAGGAGCUGUUCGACCUCUAACCGGCAAAGAAGAUAUGGUUGAGAAGUGGAGUUACAGUCCUCUUAACGAUAAUGCAGAAGCUGCAAAGCGUGUGAUUCAAGAUCUGUCUGAGCGUGGAUGGAAAAUUGAGUCAUGAACAAGUUUUCCAGAGUAUCGUCUUUUCUCUUAUCAACAAAAUAAACUGUUUGAGGCAGGGCAUUAGCAGCGGUCUUUUUGAAGAGUAGAUCAUAAAGUCAAGGUCAUAUACACUUAGCUAAUUGGUUGAACCAGUAGCGAUAGGAUUUGUUAGUUCUUUGUUUUAUUCCCAUUUGGAUAUAAUGAACUACUGGUUUGUUUGAAACUUGAAAUGAAGUUUUUGAACCUUUUUUGGUAAGAUGAUCUAUUAAAAAGUUUUAAUUACUGGAGGAGAUGGAGGCACUGGGGAGCUAGAGGACUGCAGCCACUAACCGAAUCGCAAAUAGCAAAAGAAAAUUCUGGAUGUGUUCUCUGCUAGAGCUCUUGAAUGUGUGGAGUUAAAAAGUAUUGAUAACGACAAAACUCUGAAAUGGAUGAAGCUUUCUCCCUGCAUUGAGUGUGUGUUUGUAUAACG